AACGGUCACAUUAGCGCGCUGGCAACAUAUUUUUUUUACUAUCUAGUGUGACCAAAAUUAUUAUUAUUUUCACGUGUAACACAUAAAACAUCUACAAAAGCAAGCACCAGCUAAAAUAAAGAAACCGAACCCCGAUCAGCGAACCAGCAGUGGACCAGCCGCAGAAAAGGCAGGAGCUCCAAAAUUAUCCCGCCAACCUCGAAAAAAUUCGCCCGCAAAACAGCGGCGUUCCCUUAGCCGGAACAACAAGAAGAAGAAGCACGUGUACGGCGUGCCGUGAAGAAAAGGGGGAAAAACUAAACAACGAGGAGGAGCUUAAGGGGCUGGCCAAGAUCAUCAUUAUCCCAGUUGAAAAUCGGAGGACAUGGUGCCCAUUGGAGCCGUUCAUGGCGGCCAUCCAGGUGUAGUGCAUCCGCCACCGCAACCGCUGCCCACAGCACCUAGUGGCCCGAAUUCGUUGCAGCCUAAUUCGGUCGGGCAACCGGGUGCCACCACCUCAUCUAAUAGCAGUGCCUCCAACAAGAGCUCGCUGUCGGUUAAGCCCAACUACACGCUCAAGUUCACCCUAGCAGGGCACACCAAGGCUGUAUCGGCGGUCAAGUUCAGUCCGAAUGGCGAGUGGCUGGCCAGUUCCUCUGCUGAUAAACUCAUUAAAAUCUGGGGUGCCUAUGAUGGCAAGUUUGAGAAGACCAUCUCGGGCCACAAGUUGGGCAUCAGCGAUGUGGCCUGGAGCUCGGACUCGCGACUCCUUGUGAGUGGCAGUGAUGACAAGACCCUCAAGGUCUGGGAACUGAGCACCGGAAAGAGUUUAAAGACCCUGAAGGGGCACAGCAACUAUGUAUUCUGCUGCAACUUCAAUCCGCAGUCCAAUCUGAUUGUCUCCGGCAGCUUUGACGAGAGCGUUCGCAUUUGGGAUGUGCGCACUGGCAAGUGCCUGAAGACCCUGCCCGCUCAUUCGGAUCCUGUCUCAGCGGUGCAUUUUAACAGGGACGGCUCUCUGAUUGUAAGCAGCAGCUACGAUGGACUAUGCCGCAUUUGGGACACGGCCAGUGGGCAGUGUUUGAAAACCCUGAUCGACGACGACAAUCCACCGGUAAGCUUUGUCAAAUUCUCUCCCAACGGCAAGUACAUCCUGGCCGCCACGCUGGACAAUACUCUCAAGCUGUGGGACUACUCAAAGGGCAAGUGUCUGAAAACGUACACGGGACACAAGAACGAGAAAUACUGCAUAUUUGCAAACUUCUCGGUGACGGGAGGAAAGUGGAUUGUGAGUGGCAGCGAGGACAAUAUGGUCUACAUAUGGAAUCUGCAGAGCAAGGAGGUCGUGCAGAAGCUGCAGGGACACACUGACACCGUGCUGUGUACCGCCUGCCACCCCACGGAAAACAUCAUUGCAUCCGCGGCACUCGAGAACGACAAGACCAUUAAGCUGUGGAAGUCGGACACAUAGAGUGGACGACUUGUAUCGCUGGUAUCCAGCUGGAGGACGGGAGAUCGGCCGGAGCAGCAGCUUGAGCUGCUUUACACAUACAUUUCUUGGAUAAUAUUAUGUUGAAGGAAUAUCAAUUCCUCUUUUUUUUUGUAUACAUAAUUUAUUGGAUGAAACCUUAAAUUCUACUUUUAAAUCACAAUUUAAAACUCACAUUCUAAGGCAGAAGAGAAAAACCCAAAAAAAAAUCGGAAAAACAAAAAAAAUUUUAUGUAUAGAUAUUUAUUAGCCUAUUGUAUUGGCCACAAAAAACACAAGCGAAAAAUAUUCCCUUAAAAUGUUUGUAACCUUUGACACAACCACACACCCAACCACAAAAACUAUGAUGAUCUUUCGGUGACGAGAAAACUAAAUUUAAGCAAAAGCCACACAUGGAUGCUCGGAGCAAAAUCCGAGCACCAGAAAGAAUAUAUAUAAAAUACGAAGUGUAAAUUUUAAAUAAAAGAAACACGACCUCAAUGACGCCCAAAUGCUCUUGCAUUUGAAUCGUUCUGCGAGGCGAGUCACUUAUUUGUAAUAGUUGAA
Drosophila ficusphila is the source of this 2014-nucleotide messenger RNA. It is a transcript of the gene wds, whose product is annotated as protein will die slowly. Gene Ontology annotation, molecular function: histone binding. The transcript has 3 exons. Bases 365 to 1450 code for a protein of 361 amino acids. NCBI's taxonomy places the organism in Eukaryota, Metazoa, Arthropoda, Insecta, Diptera, Drosophilidae. The record is from RefSeq and is a predicted model, not a curated record. Gene Ontology annotation, cellular component: Set1C/COMPASS complex.